This is a messenger RNA of Paramecium pentaurelia, 234 nucleotides long. Lineage: Eukaryota; Ciliophora; Oligohymenophorea; Peniculida; Parameciidae. The record is from the annotation of a GenBank genome assembly.
AUGAUUACAUGGUAAUAGAGCGAUCAACCAUAUAUUCUUUUUUUUAAAUUAUAAAAAGACAUUUAUGACUAGAAAAAUUAUUUGAAAUUGGAAUACUAGAAAUGUAAAAUUAAGACUUAAUUAUUCUUAUUCCCAACCUUAUACUAUAAUGAAAAAAAAAGUUAUAAUUAAAAAGUUCAACAGCAAAAUCUAUUUUAUUCUUUUAGAAAAAUCAACUAAAUAAUUUACAGUUGA